Ambispora gerdemannii is the source of this 372-nucleotide messenger RNA. NCBI's taxonomy places the organism in Eukaryota, Fungi, Glomeromycota, Glomeromycetes, Archaeosporales, Ambisporaceae. The record is from the annotation of a GenBank genome assembly.
AUGUCUAAUACACAAAAUCGCAUUAAUCCUGGUGUUCCUUUUACCGAGUUUUCAAACCCAAAAGCAGAACUUAUAACAGAAGACGCGCACAACGCUCUCGACAUUUAUUGCCCACAACCUUUAUGUCGUUCAUUCAUUCUACGACAAAAUAUUGGACUCCAACCUUACUGGCGCCUAACUGAAAUGAUGGACUUUGAAAAUAUUGGGUUCUUGAAAACGAUAGAAUUAACCGGAAUAAAAUAUCUAAUUUGCGCUGAUUGUGAUUUUGGCCCGUUGGGAUAUCAUGAGACGAAUGUUCCGGAAAAGGAAUAUUUUAUUGCUGCGGAUUUUGUAAGGUACAAGAAGGAGGAUAAUGUUAAUUCUUUGGUUUAA